GUAUACUCUCUCUCUCUCUCUUGUGUUUAUAAUAAAUAUAUUUUUACACAAGUUUCAUCCGCGUAUCUGAUAUCGUGUGGAUAUUUUUUUGUACAUACAAAACAUACGCGCGUUACAUGUUAUUGAAUUUUACACGCAUCUUAUUUAAUCAACAAUCUGAUAAAAAAAAAAAAACUGAAUAUUGCAAAGAGCUGACUUCAUACUAAAAAAAAAAAAAAAUAUUGAAAGCAUUUCUUAUAUUUUAUACGCAACGUUGUAACCUAUAUCUUCAACUAAAUCUCAAAUGUAAUUGUUCGAUAUUUGUAAUCUCCAAAAUGGCCCGGUUACUGAACACAAUAUGGGCGUUAAUGCUCAACAGACUGGGAAUAUCGAUUUUUCGCACGUGUUUCGCGAACGCCUUCGAAGACGAUUACGGUAUUCCCUUCGUACUAAGCCCACCGUUCACCUCUUUCUUAAUCGCGACGGGCGUUUACGUUAUCGUCGUCAGUUUCACGCUGUUUCCACAAUCUCUUCGAAAACCGCCACUUGUCUUUCUCUACUUGUACGAGGUUAGUGAUGAAAGAAAGAAAUUUUUUUGUUUGCUCGCACAAUCUAAUUUUCUUAUCGCGACCCUUUUUGCAUCUUUCCGAUUGCAGUUUCUGGUAACAGCGUUCAUUUUGGAAUUUGCGAUCGCCUGUUUGUGGACGCCGAUAGACGUGUUCGUCUUGAGCGUAUGGCCGGAGAAUAUCUGUCACAUGCUUCGUCGAGUGGGACUGGAAGACGCGGCCCGAACGGUGAAUGCGAAUAAGUCGUCUAUGACACUCGUCACGAAUGGAUUAGCGACGACGUUUUUUCUAAUUACUCUUCACGUUACGAGAGCCGUCGACUUCAAAGACCUAACGGAGAACGGAAUGACACAUUUUCUCUCGCAAUCGAUGACGAAACUGUGGCAACGUGUGCAAAGCGAAUUUCAAGAAGGUGAAUAAAAAAAAAAAAAAUUAAGCCCAACAUACAAAAUCGAGUCUAAAAAUUGCAACAACGAUCGGAGAGUAAAUCAUCAGUCAACGCAAGUGGAAUUUAAGUAAGAGUGAAAAAAAAUCUGGCAAGAAAGAUUUAAAGAACCUAAAACAAACGAAACGAUAAUUCGAUUGAGAAUUUUCGAAGUUAAAAAUUUGCGUGAGUAUUUGUGCACACAACAAGACGAUGUGCGGGUGAGAGGAAAGGAAAUUUGUGUGUAUUCGAGUAAAAAACAAAAACGUCCGAAUUUCAACGUUGUCACUUCAUUGAACAUUUUAUGAAAAAGAAGGCAUUUAUUUCGUUCGAACUAAAGUGUAAAGUACAAAUGGUAUAGAUAAUAUAGUGGUAAUAAUGUAAUAAUUAUAAUCGUUAAUAAAUAUCAAUUCAAUUAAUAAUACGGUGUGUCCCAGUAUACUGCGGAUAUUAUUAAUAUUAUCAUUAUUAUUAUUAUAUAUAUAUAUAUGUAUAUGGUAAUUGUACUAAUGGGAUGUGUUCAGUGGCAGCGUUAUACAUUAUGUAAUAAUAUAUGUAUAUUUUACAAUGAUUUUUUUUUCUCUCGUUUUAUCGACCGAUACGUACAAUUCAAUUCUUUGUUCUCUUUCUUAUUCUCUGACGUUUCUCUGUAAUUAUGAAAAGACACACCUCUCGUACGCGCGUAUAAAAUAUAUAUAAAAUACUUGUUUGUUUGUUUGUUUUUCAUCACGAAACCUCACAAGCUUGUUUAGAUGUAACUCUUGUGCUUUAAAAAUCGCGAAUUGUAUUCUAACGAAAACGAUUGCCUUUGAUUGCUCUUAGGUAAAAUAUUGCUUGGAAUCUAUAAUCGCGUUAUGCAGUUUUUUUCUACAUGAAAAAUAAAAAAGAAGUGCAGUUUCUAAGACAAAAAUAUUUAAAAAUUCUUCAAAGAAUAUAUAUAUAUGUAAUAUUUGUUGUAUAUAUAUAAAAUUUACUUUUAAUAAACAGGUCUGAUAUUUAAAGUUGACAAUUUACUUUCCAUAUGUGAUAACCAUGAUUAAAAAACAUUUGUCUCAAAAUGGUUUUUGAUUGGUUAUUCAAAAUCAGCGGUGACACAAAAAAACCCGAGAGGUGUUCUUCAUUUUCCUUCCAUAGGAUACGAAACUGAUGUCAGUUUUCCAUUUUUUUUUUCUUUUUUUUUUCAUCUCUUUUGUUCUCGUCUGUCACUCAUUGUUUUCUUUUUCUGCGAAACUAAACGAAAUUUGAUAAAUGUUAAUUACGCACGAGUUCACGCUCGCGCUCGGCCCUGUGUAGUAUCCCCGUUAAUAGAGUAUAUUACAUCUUUGUGCACAAUUAUAUAGGCAGUGCUCAGAAAAGAUUGAGGAUAUGUUAGUGUAGCUUUCCUCUUUUUUUUCUUUUUUUUUUAGUUUUCUGCAGUCUCGGUAAAAAUGUAAAAUGAGAUCGUUUUUAAAAAAUUUCAUAAGUACGUACUUAGAAUGAUAAAAAUUUUGUAUCUGACGAGAGAACGCUCGAACUGAUGCGUCUUUGCCGAUUUCUUUUUUUUUUAAUCUUUUUUUUUU
This is a messenger RNA of Pseudomyrmex gracilis, 2528 nucleotides long. RefSeq lists its product as uncharacterized. The record is from RefSeq and is a predicted model, not a curated record. The coding region runs from base 315 to 965 and encodes 216 amino acids. NCBI's taxonomy places the organism in Eukaryota, Metazoa, Arthropoda, Insecta, Hymenoptera, Formicidae. The transcript has 3 exons.